Durusdinium trenchii is the source of this 2341-nucleotide messenger RNA. The record is from the annotation of a GenBank genome assembly. Lineage: Eukaryota; Dinophyceae; Suessiales; Symbiodiniaceae.
CAAAAAGUUCCCGCAGGGCGCCUGAUAGCAUGCUCGGCUCUAGCACCUAAAGCUGUCAAUGUGCUCCCACCGUGCCACUUGCAGCUCGCUCUGCCAGUUGCCAGCCAACAGGUGCCAAAGAUGGGCGUGGAAGACCAUGAACUUGUUCAUCCAGACGCGAUCUCACCAACCCUUCGAUGCCCCAUUUGCACCGAUGUGUUUGAAGAGCCUGUUUCAUGCAGCGCUUGUCAGCAGGUCUUUUGCAAGACUUGCAUCGAGCAUGUUUUGCUGACUUGCAAGCCUGCGUGUCCUACCUGCCGAGCACCUUUGACAAAGAGCUUGCAGCCUAAUUUCUUGGUGCGAUCUUUGCUCAACGAGCUUCAUGUGCGGUGUGUACAUCCGGGUUGCUACUGGACUGGUCGGCUGGAUGAGCGGGCAGCUCAUGGUACCCAUUGCUUGGCCCGUCACCUGCUUUUGAUGCAGGAGUGGAAGAUUCAACUGGAGAAUAUGCGCUCAGUGCUGGUGGAUGGGGAAAAGGAAAGAAGUGCAAUGCGGCGACACAUAGAGCUCCUGUCCAGCCACAAAAUGCAGCUGGAGGAAGAGGCCAAGGUGCAGCAACUGCAGCUCAAUGCAAAGCAGCACAUGCUAGACUUCAAGCAGCAGGAAGUGGACGAGUUGAGAUGCCAGAUCGGGCAAGUUAUGAAGCAGCACCAUGCUAGCCACUUUCAGCUACAUUCUUUGUUCCCACUUCUAUUUUUGUUUCUUUUUGUGCUACAUGUGUGGUUCUUCUAUGACAUUUUGCCAGCAGUGCUCGGAAUCCGAGAUUGUGUAUUGUCAACUCAAGUGGCCUACAGAGGUUGGUCAUAGUCUGAUGCAUAAAGCGUCGGCACGGGUGAAAUCCAGAUGUGAUUUCUUGGGGUUCCACAGGGCAGCUAAUUCAAGCCUGAUGAGCCUUCUUGGACUUUCUUCUCCCAGGAAUUGUGUUCGUAUCCAAGAGCUGUGGCUUUGUGUGUUGCUUCGUGAGUUUCGGUAUUGGGCAGAAGGUGUGUCCAAAUGGGGCAUUUUGUAUAGCGCAAUUGGCUUCGUUUUGGUGCAGGGCUUGGAACUUGGCGCUGCCAACGGUUAACAAAACUGGAGGUUGAUUGAGAGAGAGAGAGAGAGAGGGAGGGCAAGAGAGUGAGAGAGAUAUUCUCAAAUGAAUCAGAUGUGAUGACAGAAACAACUUGACGAAAUUGCCGCUGAGAGACUUUCCAAGCAGUUGGGGCACACCACGGGUGUGCCCCUCGGCGGCCCUUUAGGGCCCAUUCAGCGGCACGUUUGCACUUGAGGUCCUUGCACCUUCCCGCUGCACCCCAGCGGGCUGAGUGACUACACCUAUGUUUGGUCAGGCCCCACAAGGAGGCUUUGGAGGCUUCGGCAACACUGGUGGCGGCCUUUUUGGUGCCAACACUGGUGGGGGCAUGUUUGGAGCCAACAGUGGCGGUGGCAUGUUUGGGAACACUGGAGGUGGCCUCUUUGGUGGAGGGCAGAGCAGCCCAUUUGGGAGCACCGGUGGCGGAAUGUUUGGAGCACAGCCCAACUCUGGCGGCAUCUUCGGAGGCCAAGGCGCUCAAGGCGCACAAGGUGGCCUCUUCGGGGGCUUUGGGCAAAGCCAGGCUUCAGGAGGAUUAUUUGGGCAACAGCCAGCACCAGCAGGUGGCUUGUUUGGCCAGAGUUCCGGUGGUGGCCUCUUUGGUGGCCAAGCAAGUUCUGGAGGUCUCUUUGGGCAACCUAUGCAGCCUGCUCAAGGUGGCAUGUUUGGAGGUGGUGGCUUUGGGGGUGCACCUGGAACAACCACCAAAAUGCAGGAUAUUAUUGAUCAGGAAACUAAAUUAAAGUAUGCACACAUUGGCGUCAUGGACUGCUACAAGAACAAGUCCUUUGAGGAGCUACGCAUGGAGGACUACCAAGCCAACCGUUUACAAGCAGGACAAGGAGCUCAGGCAGCUCCAAGUGCUUCGGGCGGCUUGUUUGGCCAGAGCUCCAGCCCUUUUGGAGCCCAGUCCUCUGGAGGUCUAUUUGGAGGAGGCGGCCUCUUCGGUCAGACCGGUGGGGGCUUGUUUGGUCAGAGUUCAGGAGGUGGUCUUUUUGGCCAGAGCAGCAGCGGAGGUUUGUUCGGAGCAAACACAGGUGGUGGGCUAUUUGGCCAGAACACCGGAGGCGGCAUGUUCGGAGGCAACACUGGCGGUGGCCUUUUCGGCCAAAACACAGGCGGCGGGCUAUUCGGCCAGUCCAGCGGCGGUGGCCUGUUUGGUGCAAACACGGGAGGUAGCAUGUUCGGUCAGAACACAGGUGGAGGGCUCUUUGGCAAUACAGGGGGGGG